Oikopleura dioica is the source of this 1065-nucleotide messenger RNA. The record is from the annotation of a GenBank genome assembly. NCBI's taxonomy places the organism in Eukaryota, Metazoa, Chordata, Appendicularia, Copelata, Oikopleuridae.
AUGCAGCUGACAGUGAAAACGUUGCAACAGAAGGCCUUCAAAGUCGAAGCAGAGCCUUCCAUCACAGUUAAAGAUUUCAAGGCCUUGAUCGAAGAGGCCGGCAAAUCUGACCACAACGGCGAAUACAAAGCUGACGCACAGAAACUUAUCUACCAGGGUAAAAUACUUGAAGAUGAAAAGAAACUCGAGGAGUAUCAGAUCACUGAGAAAGGUUUCAUCGUGUUGAUGGUGACAAAACCAAAAGUCGUUGCAAAGCCCGUCGAGCCAAAGCCAGAACCAACGCCUACUCCGGCUCCCGCUGCUCCUGCUGCAGAAGCAUCAUCCGCCCCAAGCGAAUCCGCUACCACCCCUGCCCCGACAACCACCCCAAGCGCCACUACUCCCAGUCAACCAGCAGCAGAAGAGCCAGCUGCCCCAGCAAAUCCUCACGUCGCGAACUUGAUGGCGAUGGGCUUUCCGGAAAACCAAGUGAGACAGGCCCUCGGCGCUGCUUUCAAUAAUCCCGAACGUGCUGUCGAGUACUUGAUGAAUGGGAUUCCAGAGGAACUGCUCGCUCAAAUGACAACAACGCCAGAAGCAGCCGCUUCCAGCGCCGGAACAACAGCUGAUGCCAGCGCCGCUCCGACCGUGACGGCUCCUAGCCGCGCGGCAAGUGGUUCGACCCUCGAUCAAAUUCGAAAUGAACCACAGUUCCAGCAAAUUAGAACGCUCAUCCGUAGCAACCCACAAUUACUCUCGCAAUUCAUUCAACAGCUCCAGCUUGAAAAUCCGGAAGCGUUUGCCGCCAUCUCCGCGAAUCAGCAAGAGUUUAUCAAUAUGAUCAACGAGCCGGAUGAGGGAGCAGCGGCUGCAGCUGAAGCACCACAUAAUCCUGCUGAUGGACCUCGCGUUAGACAGACUGAGGACGGCCGAGUGAUGUUAGAAAUCACAGCAGAAGAUCGGGCCUCAAUCGAGCGUCUCAAGGAGCUCGGUUUCCCCGAACAAGCUGUUCUUCAAGCCUUUUUUGCGUGCGACAAGAACGAGAACGACGCUGCCAAUUUUCUGUUGUCUGGCGAUUUCGAUUAA